This is a messenger RNA of Penicillium atrosanguineum, 801 nucleotides long. RefSeq lists its product as uncharacterized. The transcript has a single exon. The record is from RefSeq and is a predicted model, not a curated record. Bases 1 to 801 code for a protein of 266 amino acids. NCBI's taxonomy places the organism in Eukaryota, Fungi, Ascomycota, Eurotiomycetes, Eurotiales, Aspergillaceae.
AUGACAGACGACAGUGAAAUUGAGGGGCUUCGUAUGAGAAUCCCUCAGUAUUCGUACGGAGGAAGGGACGCCUUUCUGGGCAUUAUGGAACACGAAUUGUCCCUGCCCCUUCCCAAGAACGACGUCCUUCUCUUUACAAUCAGCGAUCAUCAAUUCCAACGUGACUUUCUCCACUCAGACGAAACGACCUUUUCACAAUCGUGGAAAGAGUACUCUUCCUCUUCUCAUUCACUACUCGUCAAAAUGCUCUCUGGACCACAUGAACAAGCACAUUUGACUUUCAUUCAAAUCAUCACUGAGACUGCCAACUCACUCGGUAUAUCUGAUGAGCUACUGUUCCAAGGCGGUAGGACUCAACAUCUCAAUACAACCUACAAACAGGCCGACAGUUCUAUUGUUCCCGUGGCCUUCGCAGCCCGAGGACACCCUACAGUCGCUAUUGAAGUUGCCCUGUCAGAAUCCAAUGCACAGCUUCACAGAGACGCCGAAAACUGGUUGCGAGGCUCCCAAGGGCAGGUCCAAUCAGUGAUCACGAUUCUCAUCAAACGGAAUACACGCGAUUUGGUGAUUCGGAGAUGGAUUAUGCAGAAGAACGCCCUGUUCGUGGCCCAGGAAGUCCUCGUCAACGUGCAACUCUUGAGAACCAGAUCUCAAGACUCUUUUACAGUCACCGGCGCUCCUUUCAUUAUUCCUUUCCACCACCUAUUUCUACGCCCACCGAGCUCCAAUACGAAUGAAGCGGAUUUCCAAUUCAACGUAGCAAAUCUCAUACGGCUAGCCCAGCGAACCUGGUCCAUCUAG